Messenger RNA from Canariomyces notabilis, 1710 nucleotides. Its product is annotated as acyl-CoA dehydrogenase NM domain-like protein. Gene Ontology annotation, biological process: L-leucine catabolic process. The record is from RefSeq and is a predicted model, not a curated record. Lineage: Eukaryota; Fungi; Ascomycota; Sordariomycetes; Sordariales; Chaetomiaceae. Bases 80 to 1474 code for a protein of 464 amino acids. The transcript has a single exon. Gene Ontology annotation, molecular function: flavin adenine dinucleotide binding; 3-methylbutanoyl-CoA dehydrogenase activity.
GGGAAGGAACUGGAAAGAUAUACACUAACCAGCCUCUCUUCUGCUUCAUUUCCAACUCUCAAUCCCCAUCCAGCGCAGAAUGGCUAGCACGGCGAUAUCACGAGCAUUGGCUCGCUCGACCUCAACAGCGAAACCAAGCGCAACCGUCACCAUCCCCCGCAGACAAUUGUCACAAUUGUCACGUCGCAGCAUUGGCUCCACGCCGUCACCAUCAUUAUCACCGUCGCCGUCCUCCAGAGCAGCGGCGGCAGCAGCCUUAACCCACCGACAACAAAGACGACAUGCCUCGUCCAAGCACCCCAAGGGCUUUGAGCCGCCCUCACCGAGCGACCUUGCCGAACUGCGCGAGCGCGUGCAAGAGUUCACCCGGCGCGAGCUGACCGAGGAGGUGGCCGCGGCGACAGACAAGAGCAACAACUUCCCGGCCGGCAUGUGGGCCAAGUUGGGCGACGCGGGACUCCUGGGAAUCACGGCCGACGAGGAGGUGGGCGGGUUGGGGAUGGGCUACCAGGCGCACUGCGUGGUCAUGGAGGAGCUGUCGCGGGCGAGCGGGUCCGUCGCGCUGAGCUACGCGGCCCACUCGCAGCUGUGCGUCAACCAGCUGCAGCUCAACGGCUCCGACGACCAGAAGCACCGGUACCUGCCGGACCUGAUUGCGGGGCGCAAAGUCGGCGCCCUGGCCAUGUCCGAGUCCGGCUCGGGGAGCGACGUGGUCAGCAUGCGCACCACCGCCUCCCAGGUUUCAGGCGGUUACGUGCUCAACGGCUCCAAGAUGUGGAUCACCAAUGGCCCCGACGCCGACGUCAUCGUCGUCUACGCAAAGACCAUCCCCGACGCCGGGUCCAAGGGCAUCACCGCCUUCAUCGUCGAGAGCUCCACCCCGGGCUUCUCGUGCGCCCGCAAGCUCGACAAGAUGGGCAUGCGCGGCAGCAACACGGGCGAGCUGGUGUUUGAGGACGUCUUCGUGCCCCAAGAGAACGUGCUCGGCGCGCUGCACGGCGGGGUGCGCGUGCUCAUGGAAGGGCUGGACCUGGAGCGGCUGGUGCUGUCGGCGGGGCCGCUGGGGCUGAUGCAGGCGGCGCUGGACGUGGCGCUCCCCUACACCCACACACGGAAGCAGUUCGGGACUCCCGUUGCGCACUUCCAGCUGCUGCAGGGCAAGCUGGCCGACAUGUACACCAAACUGCAGGCGUCGCGUGCCUACACGUACGCGACGGCCCGCGCCGUCGACGAGCAAGGCAUCAUCCGCACCCAGGACUGCGCGGGCGCCAUCCUCUACGCCGCCGAGCGCGCCACCGAGUGCGCCCUUGACUGCAUUCAGGUCCUCGGCGGCAUGGGCUACGUCGAGGAGAUGCCCGCCUCCCGCAUCCUCCGCGACGCAAAGCUCUACGAGAUUGGCGCCGGCACCUCCGAGAUCCGCCGCAUGGUCAUUGGCCGCGCCUUCAACAAGGAGUAUUCCCAUUUGUCAAACUGAGUACCCAGCAUGGUGGUGUAGUACACGUGGUGUCAAACGGGGUAUAGUGGACCGCGGGGCCUAGAAAGGGAUGGGCUGAUGCGCUGCCGUCGAAUCGGAUUGGGUUCCAUUGCAGCAAGGGGGUCGGGCUUUUCCCGUUCCUUGCGAUUGCAGGAUUCGAAUUGGUAGAAUCUGUAAGGGGUGGGAGAAAGAAAGAGAGUACCACAGCGGUUGGAUCGACCGUAAGCAGUCAAUUA